ACCAUUUCAAACUUAGACCUUUCAUUUUGAAAGGAUCUUUUACUUCUUCCAUAUAAAUAUGCACAUCACAAACACAACUUCUAAUAUAGUUGAGAAACAAUAUAUAUAUACAUAUAUACAUAUAGCCUUUCACUUCCAAGUCCCUCAAAGCCAGUCUUAGAAGAGAAAUAAGAUAAGUAGAAAAAAAUAUGGCAAGAAAGAGAAAGGCAGGAGAGCAAGGACUAGUGGAAGACAAGAAUUGUAGCAAUGAAGGAAACAUUGGUAAUUGGAAUGAGAUGGUGAAGGAGGCUGCCGCAGCUGCCGCGCUAGGAGGAGCAAGGAGAGCUCGAAAGCGAUUCGUUGGAGUCAGACAAAGGCCAUCAGGCAGGUGGGUGGCCGAGAUCAAGGACACCAUACAGAAGAUAAGAGUUUGGCUUGGGACAUUUGAUACAGCAGAGGAAGCAGCCAGAGCAUAUGAUGAAGCAGCAUGCUUGCUUAGAGGUGCCAAUACCAGGACAAAUUUCUGGCCUUGCUCUCCUUCUUCCUCUUCCUCUCCUGCUCUUCCUUCCAAGAUUACCAAUCUUCUCCUCCAGAGGCUCAAAGCAAGGAACAACUCUGCUGCUGCUAAUGUUGCUGCUGCUUCUUCUUCUUCUUCUUCUUUUUCUUCUUUGGCAAGCAACCAUCAACAAAAGCAACAUUCAGAGGAAGAAGAAGAUGCUGAUUUUACCCAAUUCACUGAUUUCCUUAAUGAUCCUGAAGAUUAUACCCCCAGCAACAAUAACACCAUGAAUAUUAGCCAAACCACCAUUGACUACAUGACAUCGAGCUUCGAAUCCUGUCUGAAUGGAAAGGAGGAAGGAGUGCAUAUGGAUUCUGGUCCAAGUGACGGUGGACAGAGUUCAAGUGGGGAAGGAAUUAAUUCUGGAGCUGAAGAAGAUGGAGAAGAAGAAGAAGAAGAAGGAAAUGGAGAUGUGGGUUUGUUGGAUUUCCAAUUUGUGGAUGAUGUUGGAUCAUCUUGCUACUAUUCCCCUUUUGAGAUUGCUGAAGAGAUAGUUGAACCAGUGGAGCCUGCAGACAGCUAUUAUGGAGAUGAGCCUUCUAUGCUUAGAGAAGCAAUGAAGAGGAUGAAAUAUGAGAGGAAGUUCUCAGCUUCUCUAUAUGCUUUCAAUGGAAUUCCAGAAUGCUUGAAGUUAAAGCUAGAAGGAGGAAGGAAUGUGAAGGGAAGAGGAAGAAGGUCUGAACAAUUAACUAGUCUGCAAAAAGCAUGUUGUAAGAAGAAUGAAAAGGAGAUGGCAAAACAGGAAUGUGUGCAAGUGAUGGGAAAGAAAGAAGAGGAAAAACCAGAAUGUUCAAACGAAAUGGGAUCUUCUUCUUCUUCUUCUUCUUCUUCCUCCUCCUCAAAUUUGAGCAAUGAUGGUGAACUUUUGCUAUGGAGCUCGCUUGAUCUUCCGCCCAUAUGCUCUGUUAACUAAUAUUUAACAUUUCCUUCUCUACUAUAGAAGGGGCUCACUAUAGAUAUUAUAAAUGCAAAAGCUGAUUUUCUGAUAAGUUAUGAGCAAAUUAAUAUGAAAUUUAAUGCAAGCAUUCUGUAAUAAAGCUUUUCUUCUAUUUCUUUUCAUUUA
Ziziphus jujuba (common jujube) is the source of this 1601-nucleotide messenger RNA. RefSeq names its product ethylene-responsive transcription factor ERN1. The coding region runs from base 189 to 1451 and encodes 420 amino acids. Gene Ontology annotation, molecular function: DNA-binding transcription factor activity; DNA binding. The record is from RefSeq and is a predicted model, not a curated record. The transcript has a single exon. NCBI's taxonomy places the organism in Eukaryota, Viridiplantae, Streptophyta, Magnoliopsida, Rosales, Rhamnaceae. Gene Ontology annotation, biological process: regulation of DNA-templated transcription.